AUGCCGUCCUCGCUCCCAGGCUCGCCGAAGGACCGGUCACGAUUCGAUGUUGACGUCAUCGAGGAGAUCAUCUGCGUCUCGUGUUGCUCAACAACAAACAGGCGUGCUACCCGCAGAAUCGUUGUCAACCCCGACCAGCCGUCCCUCGCUGACGCUGCGGUACUUUUCGUGGUCGACCGGAUCGCACACAACUGCGAGGAGCAGCCCUGCGACGGGGAUGUGGCUGUUCGGCGCACCACUCUGGUCGACCCGCCACCACUCUUCUGCGUUCUCAAAGUUGCUGACCCUCACCACUUAAACAUCGGUGUAGCGGAACUGCUGCCGCAGCUUCAUCUCCCCAGCGCAUCUGGCAAGGCCGUCUACCAGCUGCGCUCCACUUACCAUGGAGGUGACGACACGCCACACGACUGGGCCAAGACGGCUACUCCCUUCACGCAGGCCGAGGCACCAAGUGGAAGAACCUUGGAGCACCUAUACGCGUCUUAG
Trichosporon asahii var. asahii CBS 2479 is the source of this 486-nucleotide messenger RNA. RefSeq lists its product as uncharacterized. Bases 1 to 486 code for a protein of 161 amino acids. NCBI's taxonomy places the organism in Eukaryota, Fungi, Basidiomycota, Tremellomycetes, Trichosporonales, Trichosporonaceae. The transcript has 2 exons. The record is from RefSeq and is a predicted model, not a curated record.